Camelina sativa (false flax) is the source of this 490-nucleotide messenger RNA. RefSeq names its product peptidyl-prolyl cis-trans isomerase CYP21-2-like. Gene Ontology annotation, molecular function: cyclosporin A binding; peptidyl-prolyl cis-trans isomerase activity. Gene Ontology annotation, biological process: protein folding; protein peptidyl-prolyl isomerization. Gene Ontology annotation, cellular component: cytoplasm; intracellular membrane-bounded organelle. The record is from RefSeq and is a predicted model, not a curated record. NCBI's taxonomy places the organism in Eukaryota, Viridiplantae, Streptophyta, Magnoliopsida, Brassicales, Brassicaceae.
AUGGCGAUUACGGCGACUAAAUUGGUAUCCCUCACUCUCUUAUGGAUCCUCGUCCUGUUCGUCACACUUGCUCUCAUUCAGAAAUUAACUGAUGUUGCGGAUCCUAAUGUCAGUGAGCAGAUUGUUGAUGCUAAGAUUAAUCAGGUGGGAGAGGAUUUAGAAGGAGUAACUCACAAAGUUUACUUUGACAUUCAGAUCAAUGGUUCACCAGCAGGGCGCAUUCUCAUCGGUCUGUUUGGGAAGAUAGUUCCUAAAACUGCAGAGAAUUUUCGAGCACUUUGCACGGGAGAGAAAGGAGUUGGAAACAUGGGGAAAUCUCUUUAUUUCAAAGGAAGCAUCUUCCAUAGGAUCAUUCCUGGCUUCAUGAUUCAGGGUGGAGAUUUUACACGAGGCGAUGGGCGAGGUGGAGAGUCCAUCUAUGGCGAUAAGUUUAUUUACAAUGUUUUGUUGUUUCAUUAAUAUUUGGUAUUGUAUUAUGAAUUUUAUUGUA